AUGAAAAAUUUGGAGCAGCAGUUCUCGGAGAAUCUAUCAGUCACCUCCAUAGAUGAAACACAGUCUUCCAAGCCGUUCUGGGGAUACAUACUCUGUCGUCCUGAUUUCACUGAGCUGUUUCUAACCAAGUCUUCCACUCGUCCACGGAUCCUUUUCACCGUAGAAGUUAAAGGCAAGUUAUUAUUCUACUCUUCACCUCAGCCUCAAAAUCCAGAUGAUAACUCUACUCUUGUAGCCACACGUUAUGAUACGUCUUUUCCCAAAUAUGUUCCAUCUGAUCGAUGUUCUACUGUCUGUGGAUUGGCCCUUCUUCAUAGUUAUAUUAAAAGACAGGGGCGGGUGUUUUGUAACCCUGUCACGGGAGAGUUCAUAACCUUACCCAAACUGCUUCUGAAAGACAAAAGCACCUUACCCCAAGUGAAAGCUAAGAGUAGUAACCCCAACACAGAAGCGAAAGCUAGGAUUUCAAGAAUAUGUCUUGGCUAUGAUCCGAUCAGCAAACAGUUCAAAGUAUUGUGUGUGAUCUCAUCACGUGGUGGAGGACCCAAUACUCAUCAGGUUUUGACAUUGGAGUCUGGAAAACGUUUGUGGAGAAGGAUCGAAUGCCAGUUUCAUUUUACGGAGAGUCAUCGUAUGUUUGAUGAAAUAUGCAUAAAUGGUGUUUUGUAUUUCAGAGCUAAGAUGAGACAAUCUUCUGUGAUAGUUUGCUUCGACGUUAGGUCUGAGAAAUUCAGCUUUAUCAACUUAGACAAAGACAUGGGAGGAAAGAAGGGUUAUUACGCUUGUGGUGAGAUGAUUUUGUUCAAAGGUGACAUUGUGUUCUUGUCGUUCCCGUACGACGACCGAUCAAAGCUUUACUUUGUUUACUUCUUCAAUCCCGAGAGGAAAACCUUUGCAAGAGUCAAUGUUCAGGGAUUUGAAGAGUUUGAGAAUCGUCUGAAACUCUCCCUGAGAGUACCAAUGAGAUUGUUCUCCGACGAAAAUAUUCAACUCCUCUGA
This is a messenger RNA of Microthlaspi erraticum, 999 nucleotides long. NCBI's taxonomy places the organism in Eukaryota, Viridiplantae, Streptophyta, Magnoliopsida, Brassicales, Brassicaceae. The record is from the annotation of a GenBank genome assembly.